AAUUUUUUUAUUUUAUUUUGUUUCUGUUAAAAAACAUCACAGCAAUAUUAAAGCUUUUUGUAUACUAAUUAUAGACUAUACCUAGCAAUGCAACUCAAAAGUAUUAACAAAUUCCAAACAUUGUAUCUUCUAAAAAAUCAUUAACGUUACAAUUAUAGAUUUACUUAUUUUUUGAAACAUUUUAAAAAAGUUUAUAUGUGUCAUCAUAGUGGUUUUAAUAAAGUAAAUAGUAAAAGCAACAAGAGAGGUAAGUCGAAAAAUACAGAAUGUCAAGCUAGAAUUGAUGUAAAAAUUAAAUUAACAACAAAAGAUACAUGCAAAAAAGACAAAUAUAUAAAAGAUGGCUUUCCAGCAAUAAUAAUAUUUAUCAAUGAACAUAAUCAUACAAUUUCUUCUGCUGAGGCACUCUCAUUUUUAAAAGCUAACAAUGAAGUAAGGUUACAAUUUGAAAAAUACUUCAAUGAUGGUUUAGGUAUAUCAGAGUCUUUGAGUAUACAUGAAACAAAAAUAGAAUUAGAGUUUGGUAUGAAUUCUGAACAGUUGGCAAAUGCUUCAAUUAACCCUAAGUAUAGGACUAUUUGUCAUUGGUAUGAUAAUUGGAAGUUAAAUAAUUUGGGAUCAUCUACUGAACAUAGUGUAUUUCAAAAAUUGGAAGAAAAGUUAAAUGAUUAUACAAAUAAUGGACAUAUUGUAAAGUUUAGUGAAAAUCCAUUUGCAAUAUUAGUUGUUACUCCUAUUAUGCAAAGAGCACAUACCUUAGCUUUUUCUAAGGACAUAGCUUUUGUGGACAGCACCUCAUCAUGUGAUACGCAAAGUCAUUCUGUUACGUUUAUGUUAACUUCAUGUGGCAUUGGAGCUGUUCCACUAGGAAUGUUUAUAACUAAAGGACAAACAACUGAUGAUUAUAAAGCAGCUUUUACAUUAUUGAAAGACUCAGUUCCAUGUAGUUUUGAUGGUCAUGGAUGUCCUAAACAGUUUAUUAUCGAUGAUAGUGAGGCAGAAAGGCAAGCAUUAAGAGCAAUUUGGCCAGAAUCUAGAAUUUUUCUCUGUAGGUUUCAUGUUUUGCAAUCAGUGUGGAGAUGGUUAUGGGAUUCAAAACAUGGCAUUCAUAGUGAAGAUAGGAAAUUAUUAUUUAAACUAUUUCAAAGUAUUUUGAAUGCAUCUAAUGAUAGUAGUGCCAAUGAAGCAUAUAGUAUUGCUAUUGGUAAAUUAGUUACUGCAAAUAACUGUAAAAAUGACAAUAUAAUUCCACUGCAAUAUGAGAAAUGGAUCAAAUAUGUAAACAACUAUUGGGACAGGAAAGAAGUUUGGUGUCUGGGUUUUAGAGAUGCUUCUGUACAUGGUAACCAGACAAAUAACUUUAGCGAAGUGAAUGUACGCAUAUUUAAAGAUAUUGUGCUCUCUAGAAAUAAAGCAUAUAAUGCAGUUGCUUUAGUUGAUUUUAUUUGCACUAGUCUUGAGGAAUAUUAUUUAAGGCGUUUAAGAACAUUUGUAAAUAGCAGAAAUGAUACUGCAAGACUUCUUUUCCAAGAUCAAUUAAAAAGAGCUGUGUACAUUAACAAAAUUGUAAUAGAAAAAUUACCAAAUAAUAUAUUUAAAGUGCCAUCGGAAACUAAUAACAGUUUUUAUGAAGUUGAUGUUACAUAUGGAUGUUGUAACUGCUCAAAAGAAUUAGGAGCCUUUUGUAAGCAUCAAGCUGCAGUGUAUCAUCAUUUCAACACAAAUAUGCCAAAUCUACCUGCUAUAACUGUAAACUGCCGCUUACUUUUGGCUAAAUUAGCAUUUGGGGAACAUGUACCUGAUAAAUUAUUUUAUAUGCCACUUGUCUGUGAAUCAGAUUCUAAUAAAAUUAAUGAAUCAUUAAAUGAAGCUACACCUGGUAAUUAUGAAAACAACGAACCAUCAUGUUCUAAAAUACCAACAACUUUAACAAAUCAAGCUUUAGAAGUUGACUAUAAUUUGAACUCUGAAUAUUAUGCUGAACAAAUUCAGGAAUUAUUUAAAUCAAAUUUGGAAAAGUAUACAUCAUCAACUUCAGUAUCUGUCCUCAGCAAAUGUUUAGAUCGUUUAAAAAAAGUAAAAUCUGCUGCUUCUUGGGAAUCAUUUUUGAGUACUGCUGGUAGUAAUAUUUCUCUGAGGCAUCGAACUAGAGCAACUAUUCGAGUGCAGCCUACAGCAAUAAAUAGAAGAAAACCGGGGAUCACAAGAGGCAGCAAACGAUUACCUGUAGGGCGACCAUUGAAUAUCGAUAUAAACAAAAAAAAGAAAAGAAAAAGAAAUUUAGGUGAAAAUGUUCAAAAGAAUGUUCCAAAUGCUAAAUCGCAUGGAACAGGUCAUUAAUCAUAUAAAUACAAUUUUUAAUAAAAUAU
Aphis gossypii (cotton aphid) is the source of this 2369-nucleotide messenger RNA. RefSeq lists its product as uncharacterized. The record is from RefSeq and is a predicted model, not a curated record. Gene Ontology annotation, molecular function: zinc ion binding. NCBI's taxonomy places the organism in Eukaryota, Metazoa, Arthropoda, Insecta, Hemiptera, Aphididae.